AUGGAACACGAUGGACAAGGAUUCAAAGACACAGAUUUCACCGGGUUGACGCUGGGAGAUGUCAUGUCAAAAGUGAAUGAUCUGGAAGUCAAGUCACAGAAAUCUGAGAGUCACGCCCUGGAAAUGGAAGAAAAGUUCAAGAAAUCGGAAAGUCUGUUGCAAGAGAUGAUGCGUCGCCUUGCAGUCAGCGAAAACCAAUUGGCCAAUAUGACGGGGUUGACACCAGGUCCAAACCAAUGGUUUCGAGUUGGUAGCAGUGAAGCAGUGGAAAGUUCUAGUCUUCCCAAAGAAUAUCAUGAUGAGCAAUUUGUCCUUCCACGAGACGUCUACUCCGUCGUGGCAUCCUGUCACUGGAGAACGCUUCCAUUUUGGAUAUCAUUGUUCAUCAUCUUUGGGUUUCAGAUCUUUUUGCUGGUUCUUCUCCUAGAAGAUCAAGUAAACUGGGGUGGCGACAAUGUAUUGGGCAUUCCAGCAAAUGUGGAGACUACUGUUCGGACUGCUCAGAUCUUAGCGUUGAUCAUUGCUCUCUUUGAUCAGGACGAUAUUCGUAUAGGAAUUGAAGGUUUAUCAGAUGGGGUCCCGUCACUUUAUAAUGGAGAUGGUCGCUUCGAAAGAGUGAAUGUGAUGCAGUGGGCCAUGGCGUAUGCACUUAGAUUUGGACAAGGAUUUCUUGGACUGUUCUGCUCUUUCCUCUUGUUAGUCCAAGCUGAGACUGUAUUUGAUGUGUUGUUGAAUUUCCUGGGCGUGAAAUUUGUGUCAGAACUGGAUGAUUUGGCAUUCAUUCUUGGUGGACAAGGCUACUUUGGUUCAAGCUUGAAACAGUGUGUCAAAGCCACUAGUAGUGCGACAUUUCUGCGAGAACAAAGGCCUUCGAACUCGUCUUGUUCGGACAUCAAGAAGUAUGCAAAUGUGGUAGGGGUUUUUACUGUUUUGAUUGCAAUGGCGGCUGUGUUUGCCACUCUUGCAAUUCGACAAGAUGAAGGUACCUUCUCGAUUCCACAGAUUGCAGUCGAGUUUGGAGAUGAGGUCUUGCCAUACCUCGGGCUAUUCAAUGGAUUUUACAAGGCCAAUCAAAAUGGUAAUUUCCACCGGCGGCUAGUCUAUGAGCAAGUUGGGGUGGACAACGAGCAUAGUGGAAAACUAGGCUGGUGCUCAAAUCUCGAAGAUGAAGGAGAGGGGUCUGGAGGAUGGAUCUUCUUUACUAACUCUGCCAAUCCAUGCGCGGAAUACAUUAUAAGAUCAGAAGCAACAAAGACAUUCGAUGUGUUGGAAGCUGGGGCGACGCAGUGGUACAUUCGAGAUGGGCGUCCUCUAGAUUACUUGGAAGUCACUCGUGUAUUCAACGCCCCACAAGACUACUGGAGAGAAACAUUUGAUGAAAACCAAAGGCCAUGUGAAGAAGUCCAUCUUUCCGGAAGCUUCAAGGGCCUACAGGGUACUGGUACUCGAUCGUCAACAUUUCAACAACUGCCGACCAUGACGACCAUGAUCAUCAGCGAAAACCAAAUACCCGAUUCUUCUACUUUGGCUCAUCCAAUCUAUGUUGGGCGUUCAAGCUCGGAAGUUGUUUUAUUUACUGGUCGCAGAUGGGUUUUAGUUGAGGGUGAUAAGGUGCCGAAUCUAUCUCGCCAUAGAAAUAGCUCGUCAUUGUGGGACAUGGACGGCUUAAGGGAAUUCUUCUAUGGCAGACGGGAGUUCUUGUCCAUGAACCAAAGCAAUGACUGGGUCCUUUUAGUCAGUGAGAUUGUGGAAGCUGCAACAAACCCAGGGUCACCUUUGGGACUCCAAUGGUUCCACCCACGAUACGACUUGGAUUCGACAUACAACUUUCCGUUUGCAGAUCUUACGCGUCCGCAGGUUGCCAAAAUGGGCUGCGCCAGGUGCGAUGAAGAGGCCAACCCAUGUGCCUAUGAAGGAAUAUGUCAUGAUGGCAUUUGCACUUGUUCGAAUCGCGCCACUGGCUCCCUCUGCCAAGUUGUCCAGACAGUCCAAAUUCCCAAUGGCGCGAAGUGUGAACUGGCUCGACGUAUUUGGUCUGAGUCGCUCUUUGAUUUGGCUGUUUUCUUUGGAAACGACACCGACAAUGAUCCAAUCCGAAAGAUUGACACCCUGGCUCGAUCUGUAUCGUGGACGGUUCCAAGCAAGUGUAUCAUGGAUGUGUUAUCACGCCAGUUGGGGACUGUUCCGAUGGAUGAUUCUAUUCAAGGAGCGGCAGUUGCAGCACAAUCUGCAGAUAGCAUGGCGGCGUUUUUGUGCUCGUUCGAUGAAGAUCUACUUCUGGAACGAUACGCAUUGGCCGUCAUGUACCAAUCAUGGUUCUUGCUGGAAGCUGAUUUUAACGAGCACCAGUGCAAUUCGUUCGGUUUCGCUGUGGAUGGCUCGACCAUCACAUGUAACUCAGAAGAUAAAGUUGCGGAUUUUGUCAAGGGCAGCAACAGGUUGGAUUCCACUAUCCCACCUGAAAUCUUUCUGCUCUCCGAUUUAGAAAGCCUAGUGUUUGCAAGCCACAAUGUUGUUGGAACCUUACCCACAGAGCUUGGGCUGCUGACAAAGCUUACACAUAUCGAUGCCUUUGGCAAUCGGUUGGUAGGACAGAUUCCUAGCGAAAUCGGUCUCUUGACAAAUCUUGUCACACUGAAUCUUGGAUACAACAGCUUUACUGGAUCGUUACCAGCUGAACUGAGCAAUCUACAGAAUCUAAACAAUUGUACAAUAGUGGGCAACAACCUUACGUGGACCAACGAAGUCGCAGUUUGUCAGUAA
Molecule: messenger RNA, 2763 nt
Organism: Cylindrotheca closterium
Lineage: Eukaryota; Bacillariophyta; Bacillariophyceae; Bacillariales; Bacillariaceae
Source: the annotation of a GenBank genome assembly